AAUUUUUUUUGACAGCUUAUGACUGUCGAGUCUCGAGAUGCGACUUGCUAUAUAAUAUUAUUUUUAUUUUAUUAUAUCAUGAAGACUUAUAGUUAAGGUUUUAUUAAAUUAAAAAUAUGUUACACUUGUUAUAAGACUAAACGUGUAAGUAAUUGAUAAUACAUUACUAAAAUGGAUGAAACAAAAAGAAAUAAUGAAACAAUGAGUGUUGAAGAUCUUAAGAAUAAAGGUAACGAGUGUGUGAAAAAUGGAAAUUUUAUUGAAGCUGUUAUACACUACACUCAAGCAAUUAAAAUGGAACCAAAUAAUUACGUUUUAUACAGUAAUAGAUCGUUUGCGUUUUUGAAGUUAGACCAACAUUAUUUAUCCCUGCAAGACGCUAAUGAAACUGUAAGAUUACAACCUCAAUGGGCUAAGGGCUAUUUUCGACGUGCAGAAGUAGAAGCCGCCAGUGAGUUGUAUGAUGAAGCAAUACUUUCAUACACAAGAGCUCUGCAGCUAGAGCCUCACAAUCCAAAAUUAUUGGAAUCUAUAAAGAAUUUAACAGACAUGCAAAAGAAAAAAAUUAGAGGUCAGCAAAAUACAAUUUGGAUUUGCACUUGUAUCGGAUUCAUUAUUGGUAUAUGCAUAGUACUAUUAGAUUACUUCUUAACAACAAGCCCCACAUUGACACAUCCUUUAAGUAUGGUGGCAUUUUCAAUAGCUCUGGCUGGCUUAGGAUGGGCUAUUGGAAAAACUUCAACGUUAAUGAGUGCGUGGAGUGCAGGAAAAUCCUUACAACCACCUCCAGAUUUAGUGUCAAAUAACACAAACGAAGAAAAGGAGGCAACCAUUCCAGAAAAGAAAACUAAAUAUAGCAGGGCUCAAGCUAGACAAAGAUAUAAACACGGAAAACUUUAACUAAUUUCUCAUUAAAAAUUAUUAUUAUUUUGAUUGUUCAUUUGGUAUUGCAUUUUAUAUCAUAAUUUGUGGUGUGGAUUAUGCUAAGGAAAAAAAAUGUUUUAGUAGAUUUUUUAUCAUAUUAUAAAAUUUGUAUAGACAUAAUUAUGAUUAGGUAAACUUUUACAAGAGUACUUUUAUUCCAUUUAGAUUUAUAAACAUUAUAUUAAGGUACAGUCGACUAUCGUUAAUUCAACCUGCGAUACUUCGAACCCUCCCUAUAAUUCAAAGUCAUCACGAGUUCCCAACAAAAUUUUAUACACUUGGUAAUUCGAACGAAAAAAAUCAUUACUACGUAACAAAACGACGCGUUAAUUCGAACUCAAACAUUCGACAAUUCAAAGUUGCAAAAAGAAACAGAAAGCUUUUAAGUAGGUAGGUACAUUUCGAGACAAAUUCAAACGUGUAAAUAGAUGUAGGUAUCAUCGUACACGAGUCUUUUUUUAUUAUGAUUAGUUUGACACACACUUCCGCACGAAUUGGUUUGUUUAGUUAUCUUUCAGUUACUGUUACUCUUUCGUUGUAUGAAGAUUAAAAGUUUGUGUUAGUUAUGAGUCGUAAAAAGUAUAAAUGCUUGACGAUUGCUGAAAAGAAGAAGUUAUUCGAAAAAGUACAGAGAGGUGGGAAGAAAGAUGACUUUUGUCAUUGUUAAAGAAGAGCAGUUAUUAAAUUUGUAUGUAAUAAUUGAUCAUCACUUAAUAAUUCGAAGUUUUAUUUAUUUUUUCAAAAAUUCCGAACCAUUUGAUAUCGAAUUAACGAGAGUCUACUGUAUCUACUUUAAAAACCUUGAAACAGAGUUUGUUGAAUUUAAAUUGUGAUUAUUGUAUUAUUAAAAAUAUUAAGACCAA
This is a messenger RNA of Melitaea cinxia (Glanville fritillary), 1787 nucleotides long. RefSeq names its product hsp70-Hsp90 organizing protein 3-like. Bases 172 to 900 code for a protein of 242 amino acids. The record is from RefSeq and is a predicted model, not a curated record. The transcript is spliced from 5 exons. Gene Ontology annotation, molecular function: Hsp90 protein binding. NCBI's taxonomy places the organism in Eukaryota, Metazoa, Arthropoda, Insecta, Lepidoptera, Nymphalidae.